CUUCUUCUUCUAAACCAUCUUUAUAUUUAGAAUUUCGAGACUUACUUUCAAUGCAUACUUAGUUUCAACUGGGGAAUCAACACAAGCAAAAGCCAUUUUUCCGUGUCUUGACAUCCAGUUUUCUAUUGGCUCCCCGCGGGUCAGCUGACUUUGUCAUUUUGUCUGUCCUGGAGUGGAGCCGUCCCUAUAACAAUCUAGUUCAGACUACAAACUGGAGACAGAAAUAAAUAUUAAAGAAAUCAUACAAGCCAGGUACAGGGGGGAAGAUAUGAAUUCCUAUUUCACAAACCCGUCGCUCUCUUGCCACCUCACCAGUGGUCAAGAGGUCCUGCCCAGCGUGCCGCUCAAUUCCACUGCCUAUGACCCUGUAAGGCAUUUUUCAACUUAUGGAGCAGCGGUCGCUCAAAACAGGAUCUAUUCAUCUCCUUUUUAUUCACCGCAAGAUAAUGUUGUGUUUAGCUCCAGUCGGGGACCAUAUGAUUACGGAUCGAAUGCAUUUUAUCAAGAAAAGGACAUGCUCUCUAGCUGCAGGCAAAAUUCUAUGGGACACAAUACACAAACUUCUAUUGCACAGGAUUUUACAAGUGACCAAAACAGGAGCACGUCCCAGGAACAGAAAGCUAGCAUUCAAAUAUACCCGUGGAUGCAGCGCAUGAACUCCCACAGUGUUUGUUUGGUUUCCGAAUCCCUAGGAGUCGGCUACGGAGCAGAUCGGCGGAGGGGGCGUCAGAUCUACUCGCGCUAUCAGACGCUGGAACUGGAGAAGGAGUUCCAUUUUAACCGCUACUUGACGCGGCGGCGGCGGAUUGAGAUUGCCAACGCGCUGUGCCUCACCGAACGCCAGAUCAAGAUCUGGUUCCAAAACCGGAGGAUGAAAUGGAAAAAAGAGAGUAAUCUGACUUCCACUCUACCCGGGGGAGGUGGGGCCGGAGAAGCCGCCGCCGAGAGCCUGGGUGCAAAGGAAGAGAAACGAGAAGAAGAGACACAGGAGGAAAAAGCGAAGGAAUGAACGAGACCGGCUCGGCCAAGCCAUUUUCUUCCCCUCCCCUCCGGUCUCACCCCACGAGCACAUUACAGAGAAAGGUCCCCUUCCUUUCCUCCCACUACCACGGCUCCCUCC
Thamnophis sirtalis is the source of this 1120-nucleotide messenger RNA. It is a transcript of the gene HOXC6, whose product is annotated as homeobox C6. NCBI's taxonomy places the organism in Eukaryota, Metazoa, Chordata, Lepidosauria, Squamata, Natricidae. The record is from RefSeq and is a predicted model, not a curated record. Gene Ontology annotation, biological process: anterior/posterior pattern specification; regulation of transcription by RNA polymerase II. Gene Ontology annotation, molecular function: RNA polymerase II cis-regulatory region sequence-specific DNA binding; DNA-binding transcription factor activity, RNA polymerase II-specific. Gene Ontology annotation, cellular component: nucleus.